Diabrotica virgifera virgifera (western corn rootworm) is the source of this 705-nucleotide messenger RNA. Its product is annotated as mucin-6-like. The coding region runs from base 58 to 705 and encodes 215 amino acids. The transcript has 4 exons. NCBI's taxonomy places the organism in Eukaryota, Metazoa, Arthropoda, Insecta, Coleoptera, Chrysomelidae. The record is from RefSeq and is a predicted model, not a curated record.
AAGAUAUUUAGUUAAACAGUAGUUGCAUACGUCUAGUAAAAAUAAAUCUAUUCUAAAAUGCAUACAAUAUUUGUAUUGUGUAGUAGUUUUGUAAUCGGUUCUUUUGGUACCAUAAUAUGGCCCUCAUGGUGCCCACCUGAUGAAAUUUGGAAUGACUGCGCCCCAUGGUUACCUGAGCGGACUUGCCAAAACAGAUUCCCUUACCACCCAGGAUACGAUCUAGAUAUAUGUUAUGAACGUUGCGAAUGCGAUGCUGGAAAUGGAUACAUUCGAGAUCGUAUUUCCGGAGAAUGCGUGAUCGAAGGAUGCUGUCCAGACUGUCCGCCCUAUGAAAUCUGGAACGACUGUGAUUCAUGUGAACCUGAGCCAACUUGUCAAAAUCCCUAUCCAAACUGUACCGGAAUCUCAUGUCCAUUAAUGUGUUUUCCUCGAUGUGUAUGUGACAUUGGAUAUAUAAGAGAAGAAAUUUCAGGAGAUUGCGUACCUCUAGAAAGCUGUCCAUGUUGUUUGGAUGGUGAAAUUUGGAAUGAAUGUGCAUCAUGUCAUCCAGAACUCACAUGUCAAAACCCGGAACCGGAUUUUACACACAUAUGUGAUAAACGGUGUUAUGAACGAUGUGAAUGCGACGCUUACAGGGGUUUUAUUAGAGACGAAGCUUCAGGAAAAUGUGUGCCUUUUAACGACUGUCCAUGUAAGUUCAUUUAG